Messenger RNA from Halichondria panicea, 3753 nucleotides. Its product is annotated as polyamine-transporting ATPase 13A2-like. The transcript is spliced from 28 exons. Gene Ontology annotation, biological process: intracellular calcium ion homeostasis; transmembrane transport. NCBI's taxonomy places the organism in Eukaryota, Metazoa, Porifera, Demospongiae, Suberitida, Halichondriidae. The coding region runs from base 219 to 3650 and encodes 1143 amino acids. Gene Ontology annotation, molecular function: ATP hydrolysis activity; ATP binding; ATPase-coupled monoatomic cation transmembrane transporter activity. The record is from RefSeq and is a predicted model, not a curated record. Gene Ontology annotation, cellular component: membrane.
CUCCCCCUCUCUGUUCAGCCCUUCCCUCCCACUUUACUGCAGCAUGCAGCAAUCAACAGCUCUACUGAUUCUAAGAUCUCUGGAAGUCUAGUUCGUGGACAUCAUUAAAAGACCAUCUAAUCAGAAUGUACAGCGAGUUCUUCAUAAUUGUGUAAAGGUCAACAGUGCUCAGGAUCGGAGCACAAAAACGAUAAUUGUGUGGAGCUGGUAAAGACGAGAUGAAGGACUGUUCUGUAGCUGAGGAAGAGGCUCCACCUUGUCCACCACAGACUGGAUACCGUAUCAGUCUCGUCAAGUCCAUAUUUCUUUAUCCACUGGCAGCACUACCCCUUGGCUUUGGCCUACUUCUAGCCUACUGGUUUCCCCAUGUUUGGCUGCGCCUCAUCUCCAGGGCUACUCCUCUCAGUCAAGCCACCUAUGUCAUUGUCAAGGAUGCAGAUGGGAAAAAUCGUGUAGAGCGUGUGCACACCGUACAACUUCCAUCGGAUAGACAUACCGAUUGUGAGUUGAAUCACCUGGCAUUCAACUCAGUGAAUGAAACAGUGUCCAUGGAGUCUGGUAAUGGAAGUAUCCGAUACCUCACACACAGACACCUCAGGUACGAGCACAGCCGUGAUGAGGACCAAUUCAUUCUCAUCAGAGGGCUUGAUUGCAAUAUUCCCUGCUCUGACAUUCAUGGUAUGCGUGCUGGCUUGUCUACACGGACUCACCACCAGAGACUGCUGCGGCACGGUCCUAACUCUAUAAACAUCCCAGUGAAGCCCUACUACUUGCUGCUCAUACAAGAGAUACUCCACCCAUUCUACAUAUUCCAGAUGGUGGCUCUGAUCUGGUGGAGUCUGGAGGAUUACUACUAUUAUGCAGGUGCUAUUUUCGUAAUCUCUAUGAUCUCAGUGACUGUGAGUCUGGUUCAAACGAGGCGCAACCUCCAGCAGCUUCACGACCUCAUUGCCCACUCCUGCACAGUGACAGUGCUCAGGGGGAACAAAGAGAUGGAUGGUGUGGCAAGUGAAGAUCUGGUGCCAGGAGAUGUGCUGGUGAUACCUCCCACAGGGCUCGUGCUCCCAUGUGAUGCUGCUCUCGUCAGUGGUCAAGCCAUCGUCAAUGAAGCUAUGCUCACAGGUGAGAGUGUGCCUGUGACCAAGACUACCCUCCCAGCUGAUGAAGCCAGCUACCACUCCUCUCAACACAAGAGACACACACUCUUCAACGGGACACAAGUCAUUCAGACUCGCUCCUAUGGUCAUGCCAACGUAGCUGCUGUUGUUAUCCGAACAGGAUUCUCAACAUCCAAGGGAGGCUUAGUGAGGUCAAUCCUCUUCCCAAAGCCAGUCAACCUCAAGUUCUACUCUGAUGCUGUCAAGUUCUUAUUUGUUAUGGCACUCAUAGCACUGGCAGGCUUUGUGUACACAAUUGCCAUCUCUCAAGUUCAUGCGUACAAUGUGAAGGAGACUAUAUUUCGAGCUGUAGACGUUUUUGCAAUCGUGAUUCCACCAGCCCUACCAGCUGCUCUUACAGUGGGAACAGUGUACGCCCUCAGCAGACUCAGAAAGCACAACAUUUUCUGCACCAGUCCACAGAGAGUGAGUCUGUGUGGAAAGAUAAAGCUGGUGUGCUUUGACAAGACGGGUACUCUCACUGAGGACAAUCUGGGCAUGAUGGGAGUGAGGCCAACCAGCCAUGGAACAUUCGACAGUUUGGUAAAGGACCCUUGCACUCUGAUCCCUGGCCCAUUGCUGCACGCCAUGGCAACCUGUCAUUCCCUCUCAAUCAUCAAUGAGAAGCUGUCAGGUGACUUGUUAGACAUCAAAAUGUUUGAAGCAACUGGAUGGGUGUUAGAGGAGCCAGGAGGGACGAGGGCCCACACAGUGUCACACCCCCAACAGUGUCCCUAUACUGAGCAGGCAGUGGAGCUGGCCAUACUAAAGCAGUUCACAUUCUCGUCAGAGUUGCAGAGGAUGAGUGUGUUGGUGAGUGACCGGCCCUCCUCCAAAACACCCAACACACUCACUCAGUGCCAUGUUUAUGUGAAGGGAGCUCCCGAGACCAUUGAAAGUCUUUGUACACAAGACUCUGUUCCAAACAACUUCAAUGAAGUAUUGGGACUACUAACUCAACAAGGAUUCCGAGUGCUCGCACUGGCUUACAAAAACUUGGAUGUUAAUGGGCAAGAAAUUGACAAAGUUAAAAGAGAGCAGGCUGAGUGUGAGUUGUGUUUUGCUGGGCUCAUCGUGUUGCAGAACAAACUAAAACCAGCCACAGCACCAACUAUACUAACCCUACAGAAUGCUGAUAUUCGCACAGUGAUGAUCACAGGAGACAACAUUCUCACUGCAAUCUCUGUGGCGAAAGAGUGUCGGAUGGUGCCCAAAACUGACCAGAUUGUCAUGGUGACGGCCUCGAUGAGUGACACUCCCACCCUCUCAUAUCACCUAGUACAAGAUCAGUGUAAUAGCUUAAUUGAUACAAGUGCCGUAGAGUUUGAACCUGCUGUGACUGACACCUGUAUUCCACUGUUACACGAUUCCGGAUUUACUUCGUUUCACUUGGCUGUUGAUGGGAAGACAUUUGCCAUCAUCAGAGAGCACUUUUUUGACUCCAUUUAUCAGAGGCUCCUCGUUAAAGGGACGGUGUUUGCUCGAAUGUCUCCUACACAAAAAGCACAGCUUGUCACUUCACUCAUGGGAAUAGGAUAUGGUGUCUGUAUGUGUGGAGACGGUGCUAAUGACUGUACGGCACUGAAGGCGGCACAUGCUGGUAUUUCCUUAUCAGAGACUGAAGCGAGUGUUGCCUCGCCUUUUACAUCCAAGAUUUCAGACAUAACGUGUGUGCCUAAGCUCAUCAGAGAGGGUCGGGCUGCUCUAGUAACGUCGUUCAGUGCAUUCAAGUUCAUGGCACUAUAUGCCUUCAAUCAGUUCAUUUCCGCAGCCAUUCUAUAUGGAUAUGAAUCGAACCUGGGAGCUCUGCAAUACCUCUACAUUGAUCUUUUAAUGGUUUUGAUUAUCUCUUUCACAAUGGGGUUCACAUCUGCCUAUCCUCGGCUGGUAAAAAGACGGCCCCUGGGCACGUUAGCAGGAAUACAUGUCCUUGUCUCCAUGGCGUUACAGACAUGUCUCUUGGCAGCCUUCCAGCUUGGGGCUCUUUACUACCUCUCAGCACGUCCAUGGUAUGUGCCACUGACUCCAGAUCCUAAUUCUCAGAACAUUGUUUCUAAAGAGAAUACCGUGAUCUUUCAGUUAGCAAACUUCCAGUACCUAGGUCUCAGCAUUGCUCUGUCUGUAGCAGCACCGUUCAGAAAGCCAAUCUUAACAAACUUAUGGUUUAUGCUGACACUAGCAAUCCUAUUUUUUUCUAACGUGUACAUCAUCAUGGCCCCGGGAGAUUGGUUGCCGUGGUUGUGGAAUUUGCUAGAAGUGGUGCCAAUCUCUAGCUGGACAUUCAAAGUUGGACUUUUGGAGCUUUCAAUACUCUACAUUGUUGUCAGUUACAUCAUGGAGACCCAUAUUCUGUCCACUGAGUGGAUGCGAGUGCUUCUGAGGUGGGUGAGAUGCAAACGCCGUCCCAAAAACCGCUACAAACACAUUCUUUCUUCCAUACCAAUUUCUUGGCCACCUGUGCCACAUGACAUGGUAGAGUCCAGUGUUCUUUAAUCUCUUAAGAAUUUGCAACCUUCUUUUUUUAAUCCUGUUUUGUACGAUUUUUUAAAUCCCGAAAAGUAUGACUGUUGUCCGAUCACAUAUUACCGUGGUACAA